UUAAUCGGGACAUACACAAUUUCGAUUAAUUUAUUUUUGAAGAACUUUUCGUUUUCUAUGAACAUUUAGCUCCAUUAAAUAUCAUGGCAAGCAUUUCGGGAGCAAUAUUCUCGUCAAUCAGCAAGUAUAAAAUUUCUAGGAGAGGAAGAAAGUUACAGGCAACUGAUGACCAGAGAACGUUGGUUGCUCUGCCUAAAGAUGUUCCUGAAAGGACGUGGGCUGAAGUGCUGCAGAAGGAGGAGAACGACCUGUUCAUCUUCGAGAUCCGCGAGGACAUCGUGGAGGAGGCGCUGCGGGUCGGCUACGAGCGCUACAUGGACCGGCAGAACGCGCUCUUCACGGCGCACUGCGCGGCGCAGGCCUGGCUCAAGCUCAUUGAUUGGCACUUCUACCGGCACGAUCCCGGCGAAGACCCCAGCGCCCACCCCGCUUGCUUCAUCCCCAAACGCCUGGAGUCCUGGAUUCCCGACGAGCUUCCCGACCCGUCCCCCAAGGACACAUGGUGCAAACAAGAGCUGAAUGUGGUAGAGGACACGCCCGAAGAAGGCCUCCAGAAAUGGCCUUCGACCAAUUCUCUGGAUGUACCUGUUGUGGAGGAGAUACCUUCAGAGUAUUGGUUCCCCGGGAAAGUGAAUGUGCCCGAUGACAUGCGACGUAAACGUGAGAGAGAAGAAUCACUUGGUGGUGACGAUGAUCGCGGUCGGAAGAAGCCGCUGGUAGUGGCGUCGAAGGUGAGCGGUGUGUGGGAAUCUGUGCAGGACGCCAGCGACACCACCUCGCCGUCCGAGGACCUCGCCACCGAGAGCGAGGUGCUGCAGAAGAUCACGGACUACAGCACGGAGGAGUUGUCUCAAAAGGAUUCAACGUACAGCGCGUUGAAGACAACGACUCCUGUCGACGGUUCGCUGCACGGAGCGGGAGACUCCGUGGUGGACCGUCUGCGAACCAAGCGGCGGCAUUCGGAGAAGAGCAAGGUGUUCAGCAAGGCGAGCAUGAUCGGAAGAUCAAGAGCGACCCUGCCGCCCCUGGACAUCGGAGACUCGCGCUCCCGGAUAAGCAUCAUCUCCGACUGCCGCUUGAGGAACUUGAGAUUAGACACGCAGUACGAGAUAUCGUCGGAGAAGGUGGACACGCCGCCCGGCGAGACUGUCAAGAGAAAAUGACAGCAUUGACAGCCGUGACUGACAGUAGUGUCUGGGUGGCGCUGGUCUAUGUAAUAUUACGUUUGUUGAAACAGGUAGGUCCUUUAAAUGGAAUGUAGCUUCAGCAUAAAACCUGUAUUUUUGGUAAAUAUAUCAUAAAUAUCGUAAAAAAACAGGUCAAAUACUGCUGAUGAAGCUAUUAAAUGGUUUAAAAUAUAAACUUUUUAUGUCUGGUUAGGAUCAAAAUCGUCUCGAAGACCGAAAGAAAAAGAGAAGUCGUAAUAACGUACGUAUUUUAUUUAUUUGAAAUUAUGUAAAAGCAAACGAUUUUCUUUGCCAUUAAACAUUAUAGGGUUUUUGAAAACCUGAAACUCACUAAUCA
Molecule: messenger RNA, 1524 nt
Organism: Ostrinia nubilalis (European corn borer)
Lineage: Eukaryota; Metazoa; Arthropoda; Insecta; Lepidoptera; Crambidae
Exons: 8
Coding region: 84-1163 (359 amino acids)
Source: RefSeq, a predicted model, not a curated record